Messenger RNA from Lactuca virosa, 1496 nucleotides. The record is from the annotation of a GenBank genome assembly. NCBI's taxonomy places the organism in Eukaryota, Viridiplantae, Streptophyta, Magnoliopsida, Asterales, Asteraceae.
AGGUUGAUUAAGGCUAUUGACUUACAAUUGCUUUCAUUCACAUUUUCUUCUUACACGAUAUUUCUUAUAAGGCCAUUUGGUAUAAUCACUAAUCAGGAAGAAAGCAUCUGUGGAAACACCACAACCAAUCAGUACUAUUUUCUUCUCUCUUCGUUUUAGUCACCACCAUCAUUGCAGGUACACCAACAAUGGUGUGGAAGGAGAUGGUGGCGAAGUGGAAGGAGAUGUUGAUGAGGUGGAGGGAAACCACGCUGCUUGCCGUGCCCCCCAUAGGCCCCCCCAUACCCGAUGAACUAUUGUCUUCAAUCGGGAAAGAGUAUGAUCACCUAAAAAUCCAAAUGGCAGACAUAAUAUUGGCUACGGACAACUUUAGUUCCAGCAAACUCAUUGGGCGUGGUGGGUUUGGUCCGGUGUACAAAGGUGAACUUUCUCUUCCGACAGGAUCAACCAUGGUAGCUUUCAAGUGCUUGGAUCAUAGAUCCUAUCAAGGAAACACCGAGUUUUGGAAGGAGAUCAUGAUGCUUUCCAAACGCAAACAUGAAAAUCUUGUCUCUCUCCUUCACUUUUGCAUUAAGAAUGACGAGAGAGUCCUUGUGUACGAGUAUGCCGCUCGUGGAAGCCUUGAUCAUUAUCUAAGUGAUGCUAAAACUCUUAAAUGGAACCAACGACUUUGUAUAUGCAUCGAGGUUGCACGUGCACUAAACUAUCUUCAUGAUCCCGUGGAAACACAACAAAGAGUUCUCCAUCGAGACAUGAAAAGCUCAAACAUCCUUCUGGAUCAUAAUUGGACUGCUAAAGUUUCUGAUUUUGGUUUGUCAAAAAUAGGCCCAGCAAACCAACCACAGACAUAUCUAAUCACCAAUGUUGUUGGUACGCCGGGGUAUACUGAUCCGUUAUAUUCAGAGACGUGCUUGCUAACAAAAGAGUCGGACGUGUAUUCUUUUGGAGUCGUGCUGUUUGAAGUAAUGUGUGGCAGAUUAUGUUAUGAUUGUAAUACUAGUGGUGAACUAACUGCCAUUUUAGUGCCUGAGUGGAAAAAUUUUUAUGAUGAAAAUAAACUACAUGAUAUUAUCUUUCAAGAUCUCAAGGAACAAAUGGUUUGGGAUUCUUUGAUUAUAUUUGCAGCCAUUGCAAGACGAUGUUUAGAAACAGAUCGUAAGGAGCGACCCACGAUGGAUGAGAUCUUAAAUGAACUCGAGGUUGCACUGGAUAAACAAGAGAAUACUACUUUUGACGACCAUUUAUUCAAGAUUUCAAAGCUUGCAAUACCUCCUCUGCCGUACAAAUCCCGAAAGGAACUCAUCUUACGUCUCUCCAAUGGGAUUCUCGUCGAUGAGGGGAAAAGGUGGCUUUGGAUAAAUGAACGCAAACAAAUUAGUGAAAUGGAAUCCGCAACAGAAUCUUUCCGUACAUCGAAUAAAAUCAAUAACUUUACAUACAUAUCAAGGUUAGAGGUCGGAUCCUUUUAUCCAUAUUUACCCUCAAAAAAUCAAUAA